ACUAGGUUUCAGCAUAUUAUACCACGAAAUGCCAAAUCUCGAGUUGAACGGCCGUGGAGAAAAUGGGAAAAAGGGAGUGAAAAUCAGACGUUUAUACUUUGCAGCUUUUCUUUUGUUUUUUAUAACCAUUCCACUGGGAUACUACAUUUGGAUGAGGAGUCACAAAAACGAUCUUCCUAUGAUUCACCGCGACGAGUGGGGAGCUAGGGAACCCCUUACAAAGGACUAUCUAAAUCUACCAGUCCAAAACGUUGUUAUUUAUCACACAGCAACUGAGCAGUGUCAAACAAAGGAUAUUUGCAUAAAUAGCAUACAUAAUCUUCAAGAUUUACACAUGGAAUUCAUGAAUUGGCAAGAUAUUGGUCACAAUUUCCUUGUGGGCGGCGAUGGAGAGGUUUAUGAGGGGCGUGGCUGGGAUGUACGAGGUCACCCAUUGAGGGGUUAUGAAUCUGUAUCCAUUAGCAUUGGUUUUAUUGGUACGUUCUCAAAUGUGGAGCCUCCAGUGCAACAGGUGGAGGCAGCUAAGCGGCUAAUGCACGAUGGAGUUCGCCGGGAGAAGUUGCAUCCAAACUACAUGAUCUAUGGUCAGCGUCAAUUUGAGCCCACCGAAAGUCCUGGCCAAAAACUAUACGAGCUUAUGAAGCAGUGGCCCCGCUGGUCAACUAUUAUCAGACACCUUGACUAGUUGGUAAACUAAGCUUUUAAAGAUUUUUUAUAACUUUUUAAAAAUUUAUAAGAAAGACUUUUUGGUUUGUU
Messenger RNA from Drosophila rhopaloa, 756 nucleotides. RefSeq names its product peptidoglycan-recognition protein LF-like. Gene Ontology annotation, molecular function: zinc ion binding; N-acetylmuramoyl-L-alanine amidase activity. Bases 29 to 685 code for a protein of 218 amino acids. The transcript has 3 exons. The record is from RefSeq and is a predicted model, not a curated record. Lineage: Eukaryota; Metazoa; Arthropoda; Insecta; Diptera; Drosophilidae. Gene Ontology annotation, biological process: peptidoglycan catabolic process.